Adelges cooleyi (spruce gall adelgid) is the source of this 2845-nucleotide messenger RNA. RefSeq names its product serine proteinase stubble (gene Sb). Lineage: Eukaryota; Metazoa; Arthropoda; Insecta; Hemiptera; Adelgidae. Gene Ontology annotation, biological process: proteolysis. The record is from RefSeq and is a predicted model, not a curated record. The transcript is spliced from 9 exons. Gene Ontology annotation, molecular function: serine-type endopeptidase activity. The coding region runs from base 567 to 2351 and encodes 594 amino acids.
UAGUUCGCCACAGACACCGGCAGUCUCCCGCGUUCCGUUUGCCCGAACCGUUCUGCACUGACCAAAAUAACAUACAUAAAUAAUAAUAUCGUAUAAAAAAAAAAAAGUAUAAUCAAAUGCUAAAAAAAAAUUAAUCAUACAGUUAUUCGCGGUAAAGUAUUUUUUUUUUAAUUUUAUUCAAUUUUAUUAUGCUCGGCGUCGGGUCGACGGUCAUCGCCAAUAGCUGUCGUAAAGUUGUAAAUUUGUUUGCAUUCGUUUUACUUAAAUCCCGUCGAUCGGCCACCGUGAAUGUUUCAGUGUGUCAUUAGUUUUAGGUAUACAGUGUGCGAGAUCGUUGUAACCGUUUUGUAGUAAAUCGCGUUACUUUUUUUUCCCAAACUGUGUUUUGCCUAUACUUGUUCAACUUAUCAAACAAACGGUUCUUCUUCAUGUAUCCGCGACAAGUUCAACGCGGACUAUGCGGCUCGAGGAUAUUGCACUGAGGGCACAACAGGCGCCGGACACACCAAGUCUAUGCAACAACAACAACAAUUGAAAAACUAAACGAUAAACAGGUCCGUGCCAGUAUGAGAAUAGCGACCUCAUGGAUCGUCAUGUCUCUGCUGACCGCUAUAUUUGAAUCGUCUCAAGGCCAUGAUCACCACAAAGCGCUCAAUAAUUAUAAGAUCAACAAAAAGCCAUGCUCGGUCAACGGUUUAGAGGGUACUUGCAUGUUCGUGUACGAAUGCAUCAACAGCAACGGCCGGCAUAUCGGCAUGUGCGUGGACACGUUCAUGUUCGGCAGCUGUUGCGCGCAUAACUUAACCGCCUCUCAGAUGGCCAUGCUGCCGGACUCGUCCGAGCCGGCCGUGCUUUUUACGCAGCCAGGAGGCAACGGGGUGUCGCAGAAACCCAUACGACCGCACCACCGGCCACACAGGCCUUCGCAGGUGAUGAUGCGACCCAACAACAUCGAUCCGGAUGCUUCGGUAUCAGCGUCGGGCGUCGACAAAAAAUACCAUUAUCAACCGUCGUCAACGCCUCAGCCGCAUGCGAUCAACAGGAUACCGUCCACCAACUUCAUAUCCAACAGCCGACCCAACUUCAUGUCCAGGCCGGCUGCCAUGCCGAGCCAGCACAUCACGACCACCACCACCAGCACUACCACUACGACUAGUCAACCGGCCUCCCAAGUGGACGACAGCGAAAACAAGGUUGACUCCAUUUGGUCUCACAGGCCUAGUUGGAGUUCGAAUGCCGGCAACCAUCAUACAUUCAUCACCAAACCAAAACCCCAGUCCCACCUUAAACCCUAUUACUCGCACACCACGUCGACUUCAACGACCACCAGCACUUCGACCACGACACCUACUGCUCCUCCUCCUCCUCCUCCGACUACUUCUUCUACUACUACUUCUACGACUACUAGUACUACUACUAUUCCUCCACCGCCUUCCACGAGUACGGUUGUCCCCUCGUCGACUUACGAAUACAACGCGGAGACUACCGCGUCUGUGACCGCCACCUCGGCAAGCAGACCAGAAAAACACACUGCCAAGCCGGGCGUAUCGGCUGAAACAAAUCAAAAAUCAAUACCCUGCGGUUCGGCGCCGUUGCAUCCGAGGCACGAAGUGCGCAUAGUCGGCGGCAGAAACGCUGCGUUUGGCAGUUGGCCUUGGCAGGUUUCUGUCAGAAGGACGUCGUUCUUUGGAUUUUCCAGUACUCACCGUUGCGGCGGAGCGUUGCUAAACGAAAACUGGAUAGCCACAGCUGGUCACUGUGUGGACGACUUGUUGACUUCGCAAAUUCGUAUACGGGUCGGCGAGUACGACUUUUCGACGGAACACGAACCGUACAAAUUUGCCGAACGCGCCGUCGCCAGGAAGAUAGUCCACCCCAAGUACAACUUCUUCACUUACGAAUACGACCUGGCCAUGGUCAGGUUGGACUCUCCACUGCAGUAUGCACCGCAUAUCGUGCCCAUAUGUCUGCCCGGGUCCGAUGAUUUGCUCAUCGGCGAAAACGCCACGGUGACCGGUUGGGGACGACUCAGCGAAGGAGGCACUCUGCCGUCUGUCUUGCAAGAGGUGAACGUGCCGAUCGUCAGCAACGACAAGUGCAAAAGCAUGUUUCUGAGGGCUGGCCGACACGAGUACAUACCGGAAAUAUUCAUGUGUGCCGGUUUCGACGACGGCGGCCGCGAUUCCUGUCAGGGCGAUUCCGGCGGGCCGCUGCAGGUGAAAGGCAGGGACGGCCGGUACUUUUUGGCCGGCAUCAUCAGCUGGGGUAUCGGAUGUGCCGAAGCCAACCUGCCCGGCGUGUGCACCAGGAUAUCGAAAUUCGUGCCUUGGAUACUUGAGACUGUCACGUAGGAUUUAUUACAUACACGGGAUUCCGCUUCUUCUUGCGAGCAACUCUCGCACCUCAAGGACCUUUCCGUCUUAGUUUAUUAGACCGUUGUGCGCACAUUACGACCUUACCGAGUCGGUGAACGUGUCCGCGAAUUAUAUUCAUCGCCGGCGUGUACUUGUAUUGCAUACUUGUAAUAUCGUACGACCAUUGACAAAACGGCAGCUAUACAUACAUAUUAUAUAAAUAGUUGUAUAUACAAUUUACAUACACAUACGCUAUAUUAUUUUUACUUUAAGUCUCUGUCUGCCGAGAGAACGGUACUGCGCAGAAGCCAAUACGCAUCACUCUCUAUUGCGCCUGCGCCGACAAGAGUGACGCGUUUUGGUUUCUGCGCGGUGCCGUUCUCUCGCGAGACAGAGUACACUACUCUAUACUAUCACAGUAUUAUUAUUAGUACGACCUUGUAAUGAAUCUAUCUUCUGUACGAAUAUAAAAACGUAUACUUACUAAAAAG